AUGGCGGUCGUUUUACCUUUACCGAUCACAGUUAAAGUUAAAUUAAAACAUCUUUUUCUCGUAGAAUUUGACAACUUGUUCCAUCCUAAUCAUGAUGUUCGUCAAGAUUUCUUCAUAAAAGAAGAGUACCAUUAUCUAAACGUGUCUAAAGUUGGAACAUUCACAGUGUAUGACAACCUUGACUGCACUUUUGAAUGUCGCGGUAAUCCUUUCUGUUUGUCCAUCAACCUGGCCGCUUACAAAGGAGCAGAUGGAAAGUUGCAGUGUCAGUUGCUGUCUUCAGAAAAGUUCAGGUUGCACGAGGAGUAUAAAAGACACAAUAGUUGGCAUCAUUUCUUCGUUAAGGUGCACUAUGGAAAUAUUAAAGACUAAAGAACACACUGCGUAACACUCACUACCUACAUGUACAUUUAGCAAAAGCUUAAAGAGACAGCCAUUGUGGGACGCUAGAUACUGUUACAUUUUAAUCAAAAAACGUUUUUUCUACUGCAUGAGUUACGUAUAUAUACAACUGUUAACAAAAGCACAGCGACGAAGAAAAAUAUUAUAUGUGAAAAUCUAAUUUUAGAUGAAGGGUGCGAAAUACCAAAAUGCAAAAAUGGUCAACAUACAGUUGCACAUUUCAGAGAAUUUAAUUUGAUUAAUGAAUACUUUCAGUCAAUCAAUUCAGAUGUAACAAAUUUCACAUCGCCACACAAAAUAACUGCUCCAUGAUUUUAAUACGAAGGAAAAAUUAUAGCGAGUUUUGCUUGAAAUUAUUAUGUGUAAUAAGCAGAUAAAGAUGACUUUGUUCUUACAGACUCUAUGUGUGCUUUCACCAUGCCUAAACGGAGGAACCUGCUUGCCAAACUACAAAUAUCGCACGUCUAUCUGCCUUUGUAUUGAAGGAUCUGUCGGUGAAUUUUGCGAAAUAGGUAACUAUAACCCACAGGGCCCAGUUGUUUAAAAGGUGGAUGUGUCCGCUGAAUCAUCCAGUGGCCAUGAGUAACGCAAUUGUUUUCUCUAGAACUCAUAGUACAGUGCAUGCAUGCUGAUUUAUCCAGUGAAAUAUUAUUAUUCAUCGCUUGAACAACCGGGGCCUCAUGUAUAACUUCGUAUACAGAAACUAAAACAGUCGGGUAGGUAGAGGUGUACGGUCAAAAAUGAAAUAAAGUAAAUAUAUAUGGAAGUGAUUAAAAGAAAAAGCAAAUAAAAAGGUAAAUAUUCCAAAACACAUUUAAAAAAGGUAUUUUAGGUAUUUUUAGGUAUUUUUAUUUAUUUGCCACACAAUUACAUUACUUAAAGAUGCCAAAAGAAAAAAAAAAAAAAUGUAGGAAGAGAUGGCGAGGAGGCCUAAAAGAAACUAUAGAGCUUAUGUUAAUUAGGCCUCCUCAAUUACAAUUUUUCGAAGAUGGCAUAAAAAUUACGGCGACGGGUACAGUAUAAUAUCAGGUGAAAAAUUAAACUAAUCAAUAUUACGGAAGUUUACAUGUACAAAUGUUGAAUACUAAAAGGCUUUUUCCCAAGAUUUUUGUUGAAGUAUACUAAUAAUUAUUACAAAUAAAUGCCUUAAGUGCUUUUUUAAAGGAGAAAGGUGAGGAAGCGUUGAUGAUGUUGGUGUUUAAGGUGUUGUAAAAUUUAGGUCCUUGAUAAAAAACGGAAAAUUGCUUGGUUCGAGUACGACAGAAAGGCAGACGAAAUUUACACGAGUUUCUUGUAUUAUACGAAUGAAUUUGACUUUGUAAGGUAAAUUUACAAUGAAAUUUUAAAGGUAGAGUAUGGUUUUGAUAGGAGUACAUGAAUAAGCCUAGUUGUAUUAAGUAUAUAUCAUGAAAUUUUAAGAUACCAAGAUUUUGAAAGAUUGGAUCAGUAUGUGCAUCGAAAGUGGUUUUAGCUAUAGUUCUGAUCACUCGUUUCUGUAAAAUCUCAAGACGAAUAAGGUUAGUUCUGUAAGUAGAGGCCCAAACUAAGUUGCAGUAAAAAAGGUAUGGAUAGACUAGAGAAAAAUAUAGUGUUCGUAAGGUUUUCGUGGAUAAAUAGAAACUGGAUUUACGAAUAAUUCCUGUGCAUUUAGAAACUUUAUUGGCGACAUGUGAGAUUUCAGAUUUCCAAUUUAAAUUUUCGUCCAUGAUUACUCCCAGGAAAACUGUUUCUUUUACUUGAUCAAUUUUUUGACUAUUAAUUAAAAGUUGAAUAGUUUGAUUUGUACGCUUUUGGGAUGGUUAAAAAUGCAAUGAAUUUGGUUUUUUCAAGUUUAAUGAAAGCCUGUUAGCUCUAAACCAUAUUGACAACUUAUUUAGUUCAGCGUUAAGUAUAUUAGUAAGGCAGUCUUUAUCCUUGUGAGACACAAAUACGUUUGUAUCAUCGGCAAAUAGUAUCAGUUGUAAUAUUGUUGACGUGUUGAUUAUAUCGUUGAUGUAGAGUAGAAAAAACAAAGGCCCUAGUAUUGAACCUUGGGGAACGCCACACAUGAUAUUAGCACGAUACGAAACAUAACCAUUGUAUUCUACAAAUUGAAGUCUGUUGGAAAAAUAGUUCUUAAUCCAUUUCAGAGCCAAGCCACGUAUACCAUAGUGUUCAAGUUUAUCAAAUAAGAUGGAAUGAUUGACUGUAUCGAAAGCUUUCGAGAGAUCUAAAAAGACACCAACCACUAAUUCACCACGAUCAAAAGAGAAAAGCCCUGAGAAAAUGGUUCAGUUAAAUUCAAAAUUUCUCUUAAUAUACUUUACAUUUGCAUCAACUCCAAUGUUAUAUUUGUCUUUCGAUUACCAAGGUGGAAAAGAAAGCCAGCAGGAGCAACUUUUUCAAGUUCGACUAGAUAUCGCAAAAUGACCAAAAGAUAACAUUCUUUAACAUAAAGACUUCUGCUCUUAAGCCAUCAUUGUACUUAAUCGAAAAUAAAAUACAAACAGUGGUGAUAAACAAUGCGAACUUUCGCAUUUUACAUAAACUUGACCAGGUUUGGUAAUUUGCUAACGUACGUUAAUCUUUCAAAAGUGAUCAAAAGUGACCGUUACAGAUCGACUACGACAAAACUAUUUAUACAAAAUUGACAGGGAGUCUGUGAACGAGAUUUGUAAUAUUCUUAGGAUUUCGUAAAAUAGUUUUGUAUCGUUCUAUGACAGUCAUGUUGAUCACUUUUGAAUUUAUGUUGACACAAGACAUGCGAAACGCCAAUUUUAUAUUAGAAUGGGAAAGUUCACAAAUGUUUAUCACCACUGUUUUCAUUUUAUUUUUUAUUGAGACCAUUCUUACGGUUUCUCUUUGACUAUGACCUGGCCUGCAGCAAUUGGGGAAUGAAAAAAUGAACUAAUUUUAAAAAAAGUACUUUUUAAUAAUUACUGGAAAAUUUAACUCAGUUACACAGUUCUUUCUUCUUUCUUUUCCAGCCGCAAAGUCAUGCAAAGACUUGUAUGAUCAUGCCAAGUAAGUAACAAAUAUAAACAUUUUGGAAUCCUGCUUCCGCUUCCUCGUUACUGCUUCACAAGCGUGGGGAGGGGGGUGGGGGUUUACUCCCUUACGCAAGCCAUGUAGAUAUGUGCCGCCCAGAGCAUCGAUAUAGUUUUUGCUUCGUUUUGAUCUGAAAACUUACUAGUUUAGACUUUGCCAUUUUGGUUAGGUAUUGGGUAUGGUUUUUGAGGGAACUAGUAUAGGGGAGUGCAAGACAGUAUUUAUCGUUUCAAUUCCAAACGAAUACGAAAGAAAAAGAGUCACGUGCGCAUUCAAAUUCAAAAGGGAUUUUAAGAAAUCGUUUUGUUGGAAUCUUAAAGUAAUGAUGACAUAAUUUCUUCGAGGCCAGGUCUAAAACAAGGUUGCGCAAGAUGAAAUUUUGUGAACUGAAAGUACUGCCCCUCACUGCCCCUGCCUCUGGCUCACAUGUUAUUUAGCGAUGUUAUUUCUUCGUCUUGCUCUUUUACAAAUGGAUAGCAGGUGGAUGAGGAAUAAUAAUGUUACUACGCUUCUCUUCGAUUCAAAACCAACUUUCAUUCAUUGUCACUUUGGAGAUUUUGGAUGUGGAGAUGGGGCAUGGACGCCGGUCAUGAAGAUAGACGGCAACAAAGUAAGCUAACGUUGUCAGUGUACAAGCUUUUCAAGUUUGUUCUCAGUUGAAAAAGACUGGCCUUUUUUCUCAACUGCAUUAAUUUAAGGCGCAAAAUAUCUCUCCCAUAAUAAGCCCACUCGAAGACAAUCCCAUAAAAUACAUACGCCUCGGACGGCUUUUGGGGAAUUUUAUGACAUAUUAACCGUCAUUAGCCAGGACAGUUCGCCGCUCAGCUGAACUGACAUCUACCAAUAUAAUAGUCUCAGACAAAUUAUAUAUUAAUGGUCACUACUCUUUUUCUUUAAAAGCAAACUUUUCGCUACACAUCCGCUCUCUGGAGCAACAAAGAAACCUUUAACCUCGACGGCGGAAAGACUGGGUUUGACAGCCAAGAGUCUAAAUUACCAUCUUACUGGAAAACAGCGUUCUCUAAAAUCUGCCUCGGUAUGAAAAUCGGCCAGCAGAUCAAGUUUAUUGUCAUCAACCAGCAGGCGAACUCCUUGUACUCUCUGAUCGCUGAUGGGCAAUACCGCAGCACCUCACUGGGUCGUGACACGUGGAAGUCGCUGAUUGGCUCUGAGGUCUCCUUGCAGUUCAGCUGUAACAAGGAAGGAUUCAAUGCCAUAUCUACUUUGGAACAAAGUUCCAGGGCAAGAAUCGGUAUUCUGGGAAAUAAUGAACUUGACGAAUGUGAUUCCUGCGAUUCUAGAAUCGGGUUUGGUACUGAAGGAUAUCCCAUUAAUCACAACACGUGUGGAAACGUGGGACAUAACACAGGUGGUAAUGGUGAGAAGGACAUUAGAACCAUGGGUUAUAUCUUAGUGCAAUGA
This is a messenger RNA of Porites lobata, 4851 nucleotides long. The record is from the annotation of a GenBank genome assembly. NCBI's taxonomy places the organism in Eukaryota, Metazoa, Cnidaria, Anthozoa, Scleractinia, Poritidae.